AUGAGGGCACAUGGCUGGGAUGAUUUAUUCAUGAGUGUGGUAUCCUUUUGUGAACAACAUGGUAUUGAUGUUCCUGAUAUGAGUUCUCGUUAUAUGAUGGGCACACGUCGUUCUUGUCAACAAAAAGAUUUUAUUACAGUUGAACAUUACUAUCGCAUUGAUGUAUUUAAUGAUGUGAUAGAUUGCAUGUUGAGGGAGUUAAAUGACAGAUUUCCAGAGCAAACAGUUGAACUUCUUAUUCUUAGCUCAGCAUUGGAUCCUCGUAAUUCCUUCAAAUCAUUCAAUAUUGGGCAUCUAUGUAAACUUGCUGAGAAAUUCUAUCCGGCUGAUUUCAGUCCAAGUGACUUAGAAGGUUUGGAAAUUGAGUUGAGGUAUUUUCAAAAUGAUAUGCAUCGCCUUCCCUGCUUUAAGGACCUCACCACUCUUUCUCAGUUAUGUCAACAAUUGGUGGAAACAACUUUGGCAGAAAACUACCAUUUGCUUUACAGAUUGAUUCAGUUGGUGUUGACUCUUCCUGUUUCUACAGCAACAAAGGAACGAGCUUUUUCAUGUAUGAGAAUUAUUAAGAAUAGACUUCGAAGCACCAUAGCUGAUGAAUUACUUGCUGAUUGCAUGAUUCUCCACAUUGAAAGAGAGUUUACUAAUAGUAUCGAUAAUGAAGAGAUAAUUGAAGAAUUUAAUAUUUCUAAGCCUAGUAUGGUACAAUUUUAG
Prunus mume (Japanese apricot) is the source of this 711-nucleotide messenger RNA. NCBI's taxonomy places the organism in Eukaryota, Viridiplantae, Streptophyta, Magnoliopsida, Rosales, Rosaceae. The record is from RefSeq and is a predicted model, not a curated record.